GCCACGGCAGCGCCGGCUGGAACUCGGUGCGUCUCUCUUUCCAUCCUCCCCCUUCCCUUGAUCGGCCCCAUCACCACCCCAGGCCCCCCUUCCCUUCCGUCAGCAGUUCCCCUUCUCCUUUCUCGGCACUUUCCUCUCGAGCCAUCCUUCUGGACAAACUUUGAUGGAGAAUCUCACACCACGCUGGAAAAAUGCCGGUUAUGAAAGGAUUACUGGCGCCGCAGAACACCUUCCUGGACACCAUCGCUACCCGUUUUGACGGAACACACAGCAACUUCAUCCUUGCCAAUGCCCAGGUGGCUAAGGGUUUCCCCAUAGUCUAUUGUUCUGAUGGCUUCUGCGAACUUGCUGGAUUUGCCCGCACUGAAGUCAUGCAAAAGAGUUGCAGCUGCAAGUUCUUAUUUGGGGUUGAAACCAAUGAGCAACUGAUGCUUCAGAUAGAAAAGUCACUGGAGGAAAAAACAGAAUUCAAAGGAGAAAUUAUGUUCUACAAGAAGAACGGGUCUUCAUUCUGGUGCCUGUUGGAUAUUGUUCCCAUAAAGAAUGAGAAAGGAGAUGUGGUACUUUUUCUGGCCUCAUUCAAAGAUAUAACAGAUACAAAAGUGAAGAUUAUUCCAGAAGACAAAAAGGAAGACAAAGUCAAAGGAAGAUCAAGAACAGGGACCCACUUUGACUCAGCCCGGAGACGAAGCCGAGCCGUCCUUUAUCACAUCUCUGGGCACCUGCAAAGAAGAGAAAAGAACAAAUUGAAAAUAAAUAACAAUGUUUUUGUAGAUAAACCAGCAUUUCCGGAGUAUAAAGUUUCUGAUGCAAAAAAGUCCAAAUUCAUACUUUUGCAUUUUAGCACUUUUAAAGCUGGCUGGGACUGGCUUAUUUUGUUGGCGACGUUUUAUGUCGCCGUGACCGUACCUUACAACGUUUGCUUUAUUGGCAACGAUGACCUGUCCACAACUCGGAGCACAACAGUCAGUGACAUUGCAGUGGAGAUUCUGUUUAUUAUAGAUAUUAUUUUAAAUUUCCGAACAACUUAUGUCAGCAAGUCUGGCCAAGUUAUAUUUGAAGCAAGAUCGAUUUGCAUCCACUAUGUCACAACCUGGUUCAUCAUCGACUUAAUCGCUGCCCUGCCUUUUGACCUCCUCUAUGCUUUCAACGUCACAGUGGUGUCCCUUGUGCAUCUUCUAAAGACGGUACGGCUGCUGCGUCUUUUGCGUCUCCUGCAGAAGCUGGACCGUUACUCCCAACAUAGCACAAUCGUCCUGACUCUGCUCAUGUCCAUGUUCGCCCUCCUUGCACACUGGAUGGCGUGUAUUUGGUAUGUCAUCGGAAAGAUGGAGAGAGAAGACAACAGCCUUCUGAAGUGGGAAGUUGGUUGGCUUCAUGAGUUGGGAAAGAGACUGGAAUCUCCAUACUAUGGCAAUAACACCUUGGGGGGCCCAUCGAUCCGAAGUGCCUAUAUUGCUGCUCUGUACUUCACCCUGAGCAGCCUCACCAGUGUGGGAUUUGGGAACGUCUCUGCUAACACAGAUGCAGAAAAGAUCUUCUCCAUCUGCACCAUGUUGAUUGGUGCCUUGAUGCACGCCUUGGUGUUCGGGAAUGUGACAGCAAUCAUACAGAGGAUGUACUCUAGAUGGUCCCUCUACCACACGAGAACUAAGGAUCUGAAGGAUUUUAUCCGUGUCCAUCACCUGCCCCAACAGCUCAAGCAGAGGAUGCUUGAGUAUUUUCAAACAACCUGGUCAGUCAACAAUGGAAUAGAUUCAAAUGAGCUUUUGAAAGACUUUCCAGAUGAACUGCGUUCUGACAUCACUAUGCACUUGAACAAGGAGAUCUUACAGUUGUCCCUUUUUGAAUGUGCCAGCCGGGGUUGCCUCAGGUCUCUGUCUCUCCACAUCAAAACCUCUUUCUGUGCUCCGGGGGAGUAUCUGCUGCGUCAGGGGGACGCUUUGCAGGCCAUCUACUUUGUGUGCUCCGGCUCCAUGGAAGUGCUUAAGGACAGCAUGGUGCUGGCUAUUCUUGGGAAAGGGGAUUUAAUUGGAGCAAACCUAUCAAUUAAGGACCAAGUGAUCAAGACCAAUGCAGAUGUGAAGGCUUUAACCUACUGUGAUCUCCAGUGCAUCAUCCUCAAAGGACUCUUUGAAGUGCUAGACCUUUACCCAGAAUAUGCUCACAAAUUUGUGGAAGACAUUCAGCAUGACCUCACAUACAACCUUCGAGAAGGUCAUGAGAGUGAUGUGAUAACAAGAUUAUCGAACAAAUCUACAGUCUCACAGUCAGAACCCAAGGGAAAUGGCAGCAUCAACAAGAGACUCCCAUCCAUUGUGGAAGAUGAAGAGGAGGAGGAAGAGGAGGAAGAGGAGACGGCCUCUCUAUCUCCAAUCUACACGAGGAGAUCGUCCACUUCACGCAACAAGAAGGUUGGAAGCAAUAAAAGCUAUCUAGGCUUAAGCUUAAAGCAGCUGGCUUCAGGAACCGUGCCAUUUCACUCCCCUGUCAGAGUCUCCAGUUCAAAUUCCCCCAAAGCCAAGCAGGAAAAUGACCCCAUAAGCCAUGGUAAAAGGAAAGAGAAGAACUUGAAAUUGCAACUUUCAACCUCAAACAGUGCUGGACCCCCAGACCUCAGCCCAAGGAUCGUUGAUGGAAUUGAAGAUGGAAAUAGCAGUGAAGAAAGUCAGACAUUUGACUUUGGCUCUGAACGAAUCAGGCCAGAGCCCAGAAUUUCUCCUCCUCUUGGAGACCCAGAGAUUGGAACUGCUGUUCUCUUCAUCAAGGCAGAGGAGACCAAGCAGCAGAUAAACAAACUCAACAAUGAGGUAACAAGCUUGACUCAGGAAGUCUCCCAGUUAGGUAAAGACAUGAAGAAUGUGAUGCAACUUCUGGAAAACAUUCUGUCACCUCAGCAGCCCUCACGGCGUUGCUCUCUGCACACCACCUCUGUGUGUCCCUCCAGGGAGAGCUUACAGACCAGAAUGAGCUGGAGUACACACCAACCUUGCUUACACUUGCAGACAGGUGGGGCUGCUUAUACCCAAGCACAACUCUGUCACAGUAAUAUCACCUCAGAUAUUUGGAGCAUGGAUCCCUCUUCUGUGAGGAGCAGCCCGCAACGAACUGGAGCUCAUGAGCAAAACCCUGCCGACAGUGAACUUUAUCAUUCUCCAAACCUUGAUUAUUCACCGUCCCACUACCAGGUUGUCCAAGAAGGUCAUUUGCAAUUUUUAAGGUGCAUCUCUCCACAUUCAGAUACUACACUGACACCUCUGCAAUCCAUUUCAGCAACUCUUUCAUCUUCAGUCUGCUCCUCCUCGGAAACGUCUUUGCACCUCAUUCUCCCAAGCAGAUCGGAAGAGGGCAGCUUCGGUCAGGGAGCCGUUAGUUCCUUCAGUCUGGAAAACUUGCCAGUAUCUUGGAAGCAAGAAGGGAUGGCAUCAGUGUCUACGAAACCCUUGGAGAACUUUCCACUGGAGGUUGUCACAAGCACAGCAGAAGUGCAAGACAACAAAGCCAUAAACGUAUGAUAUGGGCUCACGGGACGCAGCUGCCCACUCCACUCCUACUACUGCAUGACAGCUUUAGUUUGCCUUUUUUGCCUCUGGCGAGCAGGAGGACUGGGCCCAGUGGGGAAUCCCACAGAAGAGAGUGUGAGGAGUCCAAGAAACGCAGAAGCACCUCCAUACUGUAGCAAACUAUCUCCAGACCCUAGAAGCAUAAUAAAAACAUUUUCUUGUACAGGUAUUAACUUACUGGUCUGUUUGACAGACUCUGGUAGAAGUCCAAAGCCCCUGAGGGUCUGAGCAGCUAGAAGUCCCAGACAAAGAAUUGGUGGAUUAGUCUUGUCCUAGGUGGCUUUUGUGAAGUGCAGGAAAGGUUUUUCCCGAGUGCCUGUUUGUCGUUCCUGAACAAUAUCCAUAGCACUGUUGGCCUCCGGAGCGCACAGAUCCUGCUGAUCUAUUUUCUUUUUGUGAAGGCAAAAGGACAAUUAUCACUGCAUGUCAUCUCCUAGACAAUCAAUCAAAUAGAGCUGGUGGCCAAUGGCUAGCUAUUCGCACGUUAUUUGCCAUGUAAAUGAAAAUGUCUUUAUUUAUCAAAACAAAACAAAACACAGAGGCUAUUUUUAUAUCCUUGGUAUGAAAUAUGUAUUUAAACUAUUUAAAAUAUUUAUAAUGAAAUGAAUGUUUUCAUUUUGGUAAAAAAAAAAAAAAGAAAGAAAAAGCUUGCUGUUUUAACAAGAAAUGCACUACUGUUAUGUAUAGUAGAUAAUAAUUAUUUAUUAUUAAGAGGAUGUAGUUUCAAAAGGAAUCCCGCUUUCAUCUGCAUGUAGUUUGCAACAAAUGUAUCCUCAUGCUUCUGGACGACUAAAGAAAGGUGAGGUCAUAUUUUACUAAUGAAAUAAAAACAUGGACCGAGCCCCAAGCACAUGAGAUUUGGGGUGGUGGGAGAGCAGGCUCCAGGUACUCUCUAGCGAUUGGUGUCAGUGCCCUGAUGUAAGGCCGCCCGCACUGCCAGAAGACAUGUCUUUCCUCCUGGCACCAUACCCUGUUGCUCAGGAACCCAAUGCCCAUCUGUGGAAUAUGAGCUCACUUCUACAUGGAGCCAUUUGGGCCUCAAAGUGAGGGAGAAACACAUGGGUGGAUCCUUCCCCAGUGUUUCCUUUUAGGAGUACUGAUAGAUCAGGGGAAAUCCUUAAAUGGAGCCAACAUUUCCUACUAAUGAUGUGUAGGAAGGACAACAGCUUGCAGUGGGGCAGCACUUUACCUUGUUUUCUUUAAACCUCCCGACGAUGCUGUAGGGUAUGCAGAGCACUUGUUUUGUUCUAUUUGGUAAGGGAGAAAACUGAGAGACCACACCCUUAGAAUUCUGUCACCAUCUAGAACCCAAAAUGCUUUCUGCGUCUCACAUCAACAUGCAAAUUCAGGUGCAGGGUUUGGCAAGAAUUGAAACACCUUCCCUUAAAUUUUAUUUUAUGUUAAAGAACAAGUAGGGCCUAAUCCCUCCAGAUAUCCCUUGAAGACAUAUUGAGCUCACAUUCUGGAGUCCUCCUGUUUUUAUUUCCCAGCACAAAGAAUACACAAAUUUGACACCAUUAAAAGCAUCUAAACAAAC
Messenger RNA from Otolemur garnettii (small-eared galago), 5100 nucleotides. RefSeq names its product potassium voltage-gated channel subfamily H member 8 (gene KCNH8). NCBI's taxonomy places the organism in Eukaryota, Metazoa, Chordata, Mammalia, Primates, Galagidae. Gene Ontology annotation, cellular component: membrane. The transcript has 16 exons. Gene Ontology annotation, biological process: regulation of membrane potential; potassium ion transmembrane transport. Bases 192 to 3515 code for a protein of 1107 amino acids. The record is from RefSeq and is a predicted model, not a curated record. Gene Ontology annotation, molecular function: voltage-gated potassium channel activity.